Messenger RNA from Hyalella azteca, 3107 nucleotides. It is a transcript of the gene Hsc70-5, whose product is annotated as heat shock 70 kDa protein cognate 5. Gene Ontology annotation, molecular function: heat shock protein binding; ATP hydrolysis activity; misfolded protein binding. The record is from RefSeq and is a predicted model, not a curated record. The transcript is spliced from 12 exons. The coding region runs from base 84 to 2186 and encodes 700 amino acids. Lineage: Eukaryota; Metazoa; Arthropoda; Malacostraca; Amphipoda; Hyalellidae. Gene Ontology annotation, cellular component: cytoplasm; mitochondrion. Gene Ontology annotation, biological process: cellular response to unfolded protein; protein refolding.
AGCUCGAAGAUUUGUCUUCUAGAACUAUCUGGCAUCAGACUCACGUGUGCUGUGAGGCUCGUUAUUUGUGUUCUAUCGGCAAAAUGUUGUCCAGGCUAGCAACCGUUGCCUCAAAAGCAAAUGUGGUGGUGUCGAAGCCAAAUCACUUCAACUUACUUAAUCAGUAUGGAGUUGCUGCUACUUCAAUUGGUUGGAUGCAGCAUGCUGAGACGCUCCAGAGGCGAUUUAAGUCAGAUCAAGUGAAAGGAGCAGUUGUAGGAAUUGACUUGGGCACAACAAACUCGUGUGUUGCUGUCAUGGAGGGCAAGCAGGCCAAAGUGAUCACCAACGCAGAGGGCGACCGCACAACUCCUUCAAUUGUAGCCUUCACCAAAGAUGGUGAGAGGCUUGUUGGCAUCCAAGCCAAACGUCAAGGCGUGACCAACACUGCUAAUACUUUUUAUGCAACUAAGCGACUCAUUGGCAGGAAGUUUGAUGAUGAAGAAAUCAAGAAAGAUAUGAAAAAUAUUCCUUUUAAAAUCGUGCGUGCGAGCAACGGCGAUGCUUGGGUUGAAGGUUCAGAUGGCAAGGUUUACUCCCCUUCACAAAUUGGUGCGUUUACUCUCAUCAAAAUGAAAGAAACAGCAGAAGCGUAUCUAAAUCAACCUGUCAAGAAUGCCGUUAUUACUGUCCCUGCAUACUUCAAUGAUUCACAGCGUCAGGCCACUAAAGAUGCCGGCCAGAUCUCUGGCUUGAACGUCCUUCGCGUUAUCAACGAGCCAACCGCUGCUGCACUCGCGUACGGCAUGGAUAAGACAGAGGACAAGGUUAUUGCUGUGUACGAUCUCGGAGGCGGGACGUUUGAUGUGUCACUCUUGGAGAUCCAGAAAGGUGUAUUCGAAGUCAAGUCUACAAAUGGUGAUACUUUCCUAGGAGGAGAGGACUUUGACAGGCAUCUUGUGAACUUCAUGGCUGCUGAAUUUAGGAAGGAACAAGGUGUGGAUGUCACCAAGGAUAAUAUGGCAAUGCAACGGCUGAAGGAAGCAGCUGAGAAAGCCAAGAUUGAGUUGUCUGCCUCCACUCAAACCGACAUUAACCUGCCUUACCUCACCAUGGAUUCUUCAGGGCCUAAACACAUGAACUUGAAGCUGACCCGCGCCAAGUUUGAAAGCCUGGUUGAUGGUCUCAUCAAGAGGACGGUUGCACCCUGCAUCAAAGCCCUCAAGGACGCCGAGGUUACAAAGAAUGAAGUUGGGGAGGUCCUCCUUGUCGGCGGCAUGACCAGGAUGCCAAAGGUUCAAGCGACCGUGCAAGAGAUAUUCGGACGUGCUCCUAGCAAGUCAGUGAACCCUGACGAGGCAGUAGCGAUGGGCGCUGCUAUUCAAGGAGGUGUAUUGGCCGGUGAUGUGACGGACGUGCUGCUGCUCGACGUUACGCCGCUCUCACUUGGUAUUGAGACGCUCGGCGGUGUCAUGACCAAGCUUAUCAACAGGAACACAACCAUCCCUACCCGCAAGAGUCAGGUGUUUUCGACAGCCGCUGACGGCCAGACUCAGGUGGAGAUCAAGGUGCACCAGGGCGAGCGCGAGAUGGCUGCUGAUAACAAAAUCCUGGGUCAGUUUAGCCUUGUAGGCAUCCCUCCCGCGCCACGAGGUGUCCCGCAAAUCGAAGUUACAUUCGACAUCGACGCCAACGGCAUCGUGCAUGUCUCUGCCCGCGAUAAGGCUUCUGGCAAGGAACAACAGAUUGUGAUCCAGUCUUCUGGAGGUCUAAGCAAGGAGGAGAUCGAAAACAUGGUGCGCAAAGCCGAGCAGUACGCUGCAGAGGAUAAGAAGAAGAGAGAACUUAUUGAAGCCAUCAACCAGGGCGAGAGCAUCAUUCAUGACACUGAAUCUAAGCUCGAUGAAUUCAAGGAUCAACUCCCAGCUGAUGAGGUCUCGAAGCUCAAGACUGAUAUACAGGCUGUUCGCGAACUAAUUGCAAUUAAAGACUCCGCUGAUCCUGAGGAAAUUAAGAAGAAAGUAACUGAGCUCCAGCAGGCUUCUCUCAAACUUUUUGAAAUGGCUUACAAGAAGAUGGCCGCUGAGCGGGAAGCGGGUGGGAGCAGCAGGAGCGGCAGCUCUUCAGAUGACUACUCGGGAGAAGCUCACUCCAGUGAAAAGACUGCUGAAGAGGAGAGCAAAAAGAAAGGAGAGGACAAGCAGUAAUAAAAAAGUCUAUUAUGUAGAUCCUAACAUAAAAUCGCUAGGUCGUAGAACGUUGCAGAAGAGCGUAGCUUCAGAGGUGUCCUGCUGUGACUGGACAAAUGGCAGUCAUCUUACACUUUUUGCCAGUCGGAUCACUGCAUCCACUCUUUUCAUCGAGGCAAAGUGAAAAUUCUGUCAUUUUACUAACGGUAACAGUUCAGGUAAAGCUUGUUUCUGCGACGUUGUCUGUGAAAAAUCGCCCUACCUUAAGCAAUGCUUGAUGGCUUCUGAUUAGGCAAAAUAUCAGUGAUUUCUUCUAUUCGAAUUAUAUAAAUUUUGUUUAUUUUAUUCUUAAAACUCGCUCAAAAUUACUUUUUCGAUUUAAAUUAUAAAAGUUGAUUAGCUAGAAAGUAGGCGCGAACGGUUUGCAGGAUCAUAGUCGUGAAAAUGCCCUAAUUUCAAUAGAUUAUGUUCCAAGAUCUGUUGCGUCUCUCAUACUUGUUUUUGUUAAUGAGUGUUGUUGAUCUGGUCAUGUGGGCAUUCAACCUUCCCGAUGUUCACGAGAGUUAUAUACUUUCUUUGUGGUGUUUAUGCGAGAAUAUUUUCCUGUGAUUCGUAUUACAAUUGGUUGCACAACGUACCUAUUCAUGCGAAUUUCUCACCUCAGGAGAGAUCCACUUUGUUUAAAAUUCAUUUGAAAUCUCUCAAUUCAAUGACAUGUACUUAGACGGCUGGCUCUGUUUCUGUUAGUUCUAAUUAGCUUUCUCUACAAUGAACAAUUCCAAGCGCAGGAUAUCGUCUUUGCUUGCUGACUAAUUUCAAGCCAUGCAAAAUGUAUUAAGAUUGUUAUCUCUGAUUAUAGGACGAUUAAUGCUUGUAUUCCAUUAAUUAGUGUAUAUACGUUGUAAAAAUGUAUCAAAUAAUAUAAGAAACGGCAUUUUG